AUGGUUAUUUAUCAAGUUGCUAAAUCAAUGUCAAAAACAAAUCAUCGGACGGACCGGGACAAAGACAAGUAUGAACCACCUAACCCGAGACGAGUUCACACAAUUAUGUCCUCCGAGGAUGUGGCUGCCGGUAAAAAAUCUUUCUGGCCUGAGCUUGAGAUUACAGGAACCAUCCGAAAUUUAAGUCCAGCUCUAUGGAAUAUGACACAUUUGACGUCGCUUUAUCUCGAUAAUAAUAAUCUGUGCCGUAUACCAUCGGAUAUCGCACGGCUUACCAAUUUGACUCAUCUAGAUUUAUCGUCUAACAAAUUGCGAACAUUACCAUCAGAGCUUGGAGAUCUUAUACGUUUAAGAGAUCUUCUAUUAAACAACAAUAGCCUCCGUGUACUACCAUAUGAACUUGGACUUGACGGUAAUCCACUCACCCAAGAGAUAUUGGUUAUUUACAAAGAACCAAAUGGCACCCAAAAACUCCUUGAAUACCUUCUAGACAACUUAGUGGAUAUACACUUUGAGCCUUGUUACUCUCCAUCAACCCGUAACAAGACGUAA
Molecule: messenger RNA, 552 nt
Organism: Tetranychus urticae (two-spotted spider mite)
Lineage: Eukaryota; Metazoa; Arthropoda; Arachnida; Trombidiformes; Tetranychidae
Source: RefSeq, a predicted model, not a curated record